CGCACUUUUCUUUUACAUUUUCCCGCGCUGCCGCUCCUUUCCCGUUCUUUUUCCCGUUGUUUUUCCCCGUUAUCUUCCCUCGUUCCCGUUAUCCCGCCCCGCCCAGGAUCGCGAUCUCCUCCCUCCGGAGCAGCGCGCGGCCGCGGGAAGGCGGAAGCGCGGCGGGCGGGGGCGUGGCCGCAGCGCUGACCCGCGCCCACGUGUUCGGCGGCGCACGCGGAGCCGCCAGCAUGGAGCAGCCCAGCCCCCCCUCAGACCCCGAGGAGCUCUCAGAGAGUGAGGAGAGUGUUUAUUCUGGCCUGGAGGACUCGGGCAGUGACAGUGACUCCUCUGGCAAUAAUGAGGAGGAGGAAGAAGAGGAGGAAGAGGAAGAAUCCCCUGGGAGCCCCUCACAGACCCAGGCUGAGGGGGUUCCUGGCAAGAGGAAAACCCCGGAGGUGGAUUCCCCGCUGGAAGGGAAGCAGGAUUUGCUUUUCCAGGACGAGUACGCCGAGGACAGCUCGGAUGAGGAGGUGGGAAUUCCCAGGAAUUCCUGGAAUUCUAUCCUGGAUUUCAGGGGGAAGUGAAAAUUUGGGAAAAAAAAAAGAUGGA
This is a messenger RNA of Oenanthe melanoleuca, 591 nucleotides long. RefSeq names its product ribosome biogenesis protein bop1-B-like. NCBI's taxonomy places the organism in Eukaryota, Metazoa, Chordata, Aves, Passeriformes, Muscicapidae. The coding region runs from base 231 to 566 and encodes 111 amino acids. The record is from RefSeq and is a predicted model, not a curated record. The transcript has 3 exons.